AUGGCAGAAAGGGAGAAAAACAGAGUUAUCAUCGUGGGAGCAGGCGUGGGAGGCGUGAUGCUCGGGCUACUUCUCCACAAGGCCGGCAUCCCCUUUGAUAUCUACGAACGCGCAGUUACCGUCAAACCCCUCGGCUCGGCACUGAACUUCAAUGCGACAACGGCAGGGAUAUUUCGCCAAUGCGGGAUUUACGACGAGCUUGUCUCCAUGUCCAAACACACCCUUUCCAUCCAAGUCGGGAACGAGAACCGCGAGAUUGAUUUCACUAUGGACUUUCGCCGUCAGAAAGAGUUGGUGGGAUCAACAGGGUUCAUGGUGGAGCGGCAUCGAUUCUACGACUUGUUGUUACGCCAAAUCCCCAAGGAGAGGAUACACAUGAACAAGAAGAUGGUCUCGACCAUCGAGAUGGCGACAGGGAUCCGGAUAGUCUUUGAGGAUGGGUCCAUGGCGCAGGGAGAUAUCCUUGUAGGCGCCGAUGGGGCAUAUAGUACGGUCCGACAGAACUUGUAUAGUCGACUCCUGGAAGAGAAAAAGUUAUUAGCGUCGGAUGAUGUGCCGUUGCCGUAUAGUUCUGUUGCCUUGGUUGGGAGGACGCGGGCUUUGGAUCCGAGUUUGUAUCCUAACGUGAGGACGGAGGACUGUCAGUUUAUUAAUAUUUUGGGACGCGACAAGCCUUACUCGUGGGUCUUCGUGACGACGAAUGAUGGGGUAGUCUGCUGGAUGGUCAUAAAAUACCUCAGCGGACAGAUGAGCAAAGAGGUACAUGAUAGCAAGUACGAGGACUGGGGACCGGAUGCUACCAGGACCAUGUGCGAGGAGGUCAAGGAUUUCCCCAUCAUUGCCGGUGGCGACACGAAAUUGACCAUUGGAGAUUUAAUCGAGUGGUCGCCCAAGGAGUAUGUCUCCAAGGUCAUGCUGGAGGAGAAGGUGUUUGAUACCUGGUAUGAGGGACGGACUCUGAACCCUGCAGGAGGAGCUGGAGCAACAAAUGCGAUUCUGGAUGUCAUCACCCUCUCCAACUGGAUCGUAGCCCUCUCGCCCAAGGCGCCAAUUUACGAAAUCGAGGAUGCGUUUGAAGCUUACAAGACUGAGCGCCACCCGCUCGUCCUCCAGGCAGCCGCAUCCAGUCUCGUCUUCAAAACUAUGACCGAAACGACGCUGAAGGCGCGAUUGAUUCGGUUUGUGGCAAAGCACAUGCCUCAGUGGCUCAAUACCAAGAUCCUAACAAGGACACUAUCCAACAGGUCACAGGUUUCAUUCUUACCCCUCGCGGAGGACAAGGGAACGAUUCGACCGCUUUAUCAGGCCAGUUAUGUCAAGACUUUGAAGAUUCUGGAAGAGCGCCGGAAGCAGGAGGCGGAAGAGAAGGGCGCCUCUGGUGGCAUUGUUGUAGCCUAG
Messenger RNA from Linnemannia hyalina, 1398 nucleotides. Lineage: Eukaryota; Fungi; Mortierellomycota; Mortierellomycetes; Mortierellales; Mortierellaceae. The record is from the annotation of a GenBank genome assembly.